Hypoxylon fragiforme is the source of this 2604-nucleotide messenger RNA. RefSeq lists its product as uncharacterized. NCBI's taxonomy places the organism in Eukaryota, Fungi, Ascomycota, Sordariomycetes, Xylariales, Hypoxylaceae. The transcript has 3 exons. The record is from RefSeq and is a predicted model, not a curated record. The coding region runs from base 1 to 2604 and encodes 867 amino acids.
AUGACCGAGUUAGCUGACUCAACAGGUCGAACCUCGAUCCAAGCUCGCCCAAGUCAACGCACACUGGCAAGAGAGCUAACCCCAUCGCCGAUAUCGACAUCGCCCCAUCCCGUCACCAGCGAUGAUAUCUCUCAAGUCAGCUCUAGGUCCCAGACCGGCGAUGCUCCUGGACUCACUCGCCCCUCUCCCGCGGCAUCACCAGGGCCACCAAAAUGGCCUUUCUUUAGCGAGGAAGAAAGCCAUCCGACUCCAAGCCCAUCGAUGACUUGGCCGAACGACGGCGGGUUGAGCUCUCGGUCCCUUACAGCAUCUCCCAGAAUGCCAUCUGGAUAUCCCUUUCCUCCACCAAGCAGGGAAAUUGGGAGCACAAAGGAGUCAUCGGACUACCUGUAUCGAAACCAACGACCGAGGCCAAGUCCCAUGCAACUUGAGGAACUCCCUAUGGGUUACAAAACUUCCGGUGGAUCACCGCAACCCAUAGCUUCUCCUCAGAGCCAUACUCGCUCAGAUUCUGCUGCCAAACUUCUCACGAUGCCAAACACGCCAAACACAGCAACAUGGAGGAAUCCUCAAACACCUCAGCGUUCCUCGACAGAAAAGGCCCCAAUCGAUGAAUGGUGGCACCACCGACCGGCCUGGUUUAUGUAUGUGUCCUUCUUCUGUGGUGUGAUAUUCGCCAUAUGCCACCACUUAUUUUAUAAGUAUCUUGACGGGAAAUAUGCGGAUGAGCAAGUCGCCAUGCUUCGUUAUGGCACGGUCUUGUCGUUUGCAGCCAAGGCUGGGCUCGUGGCAGGGGUGGUUAUAGCCUUUAAACAGCGGAUCUGGACUACUGUGAGAAAUAAGUUUCUUACCUUGGCCGCUUUAGAUUCCCUCUUCGCCGCCACAGAGGAUGCUACGGCGUUUCUCAACCUCGACAUCUACAAGAGUGCCAAGGUGGCCGUGCUGUUAGCGGCAUACAUCUGGGCAACCCCACUGGUGGUGAUAUUGACGAGCAAUACCCUGAGCGUGGUGCCGGCUUUACGGCUAGACAAUACAACGUGCCAGGGUAUCCGAACUCUUAACUUUACCCACGAUGAACUCGAGGAGUGGAGAGAACCCACCAGAAUCAACGGGCUCAACGGCCUCUCUAUAUCGAUCUGGAAUACGACGUCGAUGGAUGUUGCCGCACCUGAUUGGUUCGAUUACUACACAGGGUCCAGCAAUUCGCUGAUUCGCAUCGCAACCCAAGCAGCCUUAACGGGACGACCGGUUAGUAGGAUCGAAGCGAAUGAAGACAUAUGUGGUUCCGACUGGGACUGCACUUACGUAGUUAAUUUUACGGCACCGGCGUAUAAGUGUACCGAAUUAGCCCGGGGCGUUGGCUCUCAUAUCAAGCCAUUAGGUGGUCAACAGCCUCCACGUGGGCUCGACACGAAGCUCCUCCUCCCGGAGGGCAACUAUAGCUACUACGCCUACACGAAUGGGGGCGAUUACGCCCCUGAGCAGCUGAAAGGCAGUGGCAUCGGCGGUAUUCCCAACAUCGAUCCCCCAUAUCCCCAGACCUUCGGGGCGUUCCGUACAGAGCCGGUCAUCUGGAUAGGCUACUCGGAAAGAACCCAUCCGAACGAAACAGCGCCGCAAAACAGAUCCAUGCCGGGAUGGAAUGACGCAUUUAUCCCCAAGAUAAUCGGAUGCGAGCAUUACGAGGCCGAGUACACCGUCUUGUUCAACUUGACUGGUGGCCAUCAAUUUACCAACGUACUCAAACGCAAAUAUCUGAACCGUGUUAUGGAGACUAAUUGGGUCCAAGGAGAUGAUGCCAACGAUGGCACAAAUGAUAACACUACGGCGUAUCCGAAGCAAAAUUAUGUUUACCCGAGAGAUCUCUACAAGUACCGACGAGUUGCUACAUAUCAUUCGAUGGGUGCGCAGUUACGAGGGUUUUUGAACGGCACGAUCAAUUCUGCACAGCUCAAUACCCCGAUCGAAGUCACGAGGGCAGACCAAACCAGGCUGCUAGACCAGAGGAAGGACUUUUUCGCCGUGGAGGACCUCCCGAAUGCGAUACAGGACUUUUACCAGGAUAUGAUACUGUCGUUGUUUUCGAAUCAACAAUUCGUCAGCGUGGUAUGGGCUGCCAAGCCGCAUGUGAAGCCUGGAGCAAACGUUGGAGACGCGUCAACCAUGUACCCAUGUGUGAAGUCCCGGACAGAGAACAGAUAUGCAUAUCGGGAAAGAGACUUGUGGUUGGUGUAUAGCUUCGCCAUCGCGUUGGCGGCGGCCGGAGUGGCGGCGGGUACCAUGUCGAUUCUGGAGAACGAAGGCGUGAUACGGAGCACGCGGUUCUCGAGCAUCGUAGCGGCGACCCGAGGCCCUGCAUUGGAGAAAUUAGGGUGGGUGGGAAGCCAUAGGAGUGGCGACCUGCCGAACGAGAUGAAGAACAUGAAGGUUGGCUUUGGCGUCGCUCACCGACCUAACGACCCAGUUGUAUCACAGGAGGGUGCGGGACACCACGGACGAGAGGCGCAAGAUGCUGAGGAGUUACAUUACUGCUUUGGACUGGAGGGCGACAUUCGACAGAGAAAACCGACGAGAAUUGGGAGCAACAUGUUUCGUCAACAAUGA